UUUUUAAGGCCAAAAAUAUGUUUUUGCAUAGAUUAAUCCAAACUAAGGUGGGAGCCUGAAAAGGGACCCAGUUCUUGGGUAAAACACCAAGAAUGUUCUUUACAUCCCAGUUUGACAAUAAUAAUGCGAGCAUGUUUAUUGAAGAUGAUGAAGAGGAGCAAGAUGAUUAUUUUACUCAGAAGAUUAAGAAAGAUGAUUCAGAUGAGUUCAGUGAUCUUGAUUCAGAUGAUGGCUUUUGGUCGGAUGAAGACCCAGUUCCAACCCAACAAGCUACUCAAAUUCCAGAAAGCGAUAAGCUAACAAUGAUGAUUGAAGAAAGAUUUUCAACUCAAAACUCAGUGAACUUUGAUAGAAAAUAUGCAGACAGGCUCAGAGUGUUUGUCAAAGGAGGUCAAGGAGGGAACGGGUGAGCUGCUCUUUUCAGGUCAAAUUAUGGUCAUAUCCUCCCAAACGGAGGUGAUGGAGGUAAUGGAGGAAAUGUAUAUUUCUCAGCACACUCUUAUUUAUCAAACCUCUACCAACUCAAAAGAGCUCACUUCUUUGGCAAUAAGGGCCAGCAUGGUCUUGGAAAAUGCAGACAUGGGAAGGAUGGAAAUGAUGUUAUGCAUACUGUUCCUAUCGGCACAGAGAUAUAUAAAAUCGUCCGGGCUGACCCAGAUACCACCAAUAGAGAUAGAAAUAAGGAACAUAAAAUCUUAAUAGCAGAUUUAGAUAAAGAAGGAAAGAAAUUUCUAGUUUGCCGAGGUGGAAAUGGAGGCAGAGGAAAUUUUAACCAUAGAGAUAUUGUUGCGACAGAAAUAGGUCAAAAAGGAGAAGAGUUAGAAAUAGAGCUGGUUCUUAAAACAUUGGCUGAUGUCGGGCUUGUUGGGUUCCCUAACGCUGGAAAGUCUACCUUCCUUGCAUCAGUUUCUAGGGCUUUCCCGAAAAUUGCUCCUUAUCCUUUCACAACUAUAAGACCUUAUGUCGGAAACUGAAAAUUUGUUGAUGGAAAAGCUAUGACAAUUGCUGAUCUUCCAGGAUUAAUCGAAGGAGCUCAUGCUAAUAAAGGACUCGGACAUGAAUUCCUCAGACAUAUUGAGAGGACAAAGGUAAUUCUCUAUGUAAUCGAUGGUACUGGUGAUGACGAGAGGAGACCAAUUAAUGAUUACAAAAUUUUAAGAAGAGAACUCGAACUUUACAACCCAGAAAUGUCAAAUGUCAAAUCAUUAAUUGUUGUUAACAAGUGAGAUAGACAGCAUACUUCUUACCGUGAAAAGUUUGAAGAACUGAGGCAAGUAGCUCACACGAGAAUAAUCCCAAUGAGUGCGAAGAUGUCAAUUAACAUUGAAGACGUGAUCCUUGCACUAAGAGGCCUUGUGAUGAAUGAGACUAAAGAAGAGACUCUGAAAUUGAUGAGCGAAGCUAACAUUGACCAGACUUAUCUAUAAAUGCCUAUAUCCUAAGCUUUGUGUGUU
Molecule: messenger RNA, 1454 nt
Organism: Moneuplotes crassus
Lineage: Eukaryota; Ciliophora; Spirotrichea; Euplotida; Euplotidae
Source: the annotation of a GenBank genome assembly